CAACCAGUUGCAGAAGAGAAAAACCGAGCCAGUGCAAGUUAAAACGUCUAUGGAUAAUUUUGAAAAAUGUAUUGUCGAUGUGAGAAAUAAAAUUGAUGACAUGAUAAAUGAAGCCAAAAGUAUUUGCACUGAACCUCUGGGCAACAAAAGGAGACGACGUAAUGAUAGCAGUCACGAUCACCGAGUUGCCGCAUUAGAAGUAUGCGACAAUAUAAUUUCAAUUCAAUGAUCAUUUGGUAGCCGCAUCCCUUUUUUUCCCCGAACACUUUGGAGAAUACUGUGGUAUGUUUCCUGAUGACAAGUUGCAAACUACCUGCUUGGCUUAUCCCGAAUUAGAAAAAAGUCGUUUAAAGACAGAGUUGUCUGUUAUUUAUGCACGGAAUGAUUGCCGAGAUUUACAUGGAAC
Molecule: messenger RNA, 406 nt
Organism: Acanthoscelides obtectus
Lineage: Eukaryota; Metazoa; Arthropoda; Insecta; Coleoptera; Chrysomelidae
Source: the annotation of a GenBank genome assembly